AUGGAUUACUUCACUAAGUGGCCAGAAGUCUUCGCCAUUCCAAAUCAAGAAGCUUCAACAGUUGCAGAUAAACUAGUUCAUGAAGUCUUCUGUCGUUUUGGAGUACCCUUAGAGAUUCACAGCGAUCAAGGAAGUAAUUUUGAGUCUCAAAUAUUCCAGGAAACUUGCAGAGGUAUGGGUACUCAUAAAACUCGAACAACUUCUUACCACCCACAAUCUGAUGGAAUGGUAGAACGAUUUAAUCAGACAUUGGAAAGGUACCUGACAAAAGUUGUGGAAAAACGGCAACGAGACUGGGACAGACACAUACAACCGUUUUUGUUGUCAUAUCGAAACGUUGUUCACGAAAGUACAUCAGUGACGCCAGCUUUCGCAAACUUUGAGAGAGAAUUACGGCUGCCUGCAGACCUGAUCACCGAAAUACCACCUGAUGCCCCACGCAGUAUAACCGAUUAUGCAAAUGACUUGCGGAACAAAAUGAAUGACAUUUAUGAGCACAUCAGACAGUCGGGCCAGCAAACGUCUGAGAAGAUGAAAACACGGUAUGACCGCAAAAUGAACAACAAAGGGUUUGACGAAGGUUCACUAGUGUGGUUACACAAUCCAGCUCGCAGCAAAGGGAAAUCUCCUAAGCUUCAAGCUAAAUGGGACGGACCGUACCGGAUUGUGACAAGGAUCAAUGAGGUAACCUACCGGAUACAGAAAGGUGCCAGAGGUACUCCUAAGAUCGUCCAUGUGGAUCGACUGGCGCGUUAUUAUGGGGCCAUUAAUGCUCGGAACGAGCAUGUCUUAGGAGGGGGCAGUGUUGCGCGCCACUAUUAA
Molecule: messenger RNA, 822 nt
Organism: Parnassius mnemosyne (clouded apollo)
Lineage: Eukaryota; Metazoa; Arthropoda; Insecta; Lepidoptera; Papilionidae
Source: the annotation of a GenBank genome assembly